AUCGGCUGCCGCGAGUCAAUUUCAGAGAAAUCCAAGUAUGACGCACAGUUCAAUCAAGAAGUGUUAAGAUAAAUAGCUUAUAUAUAGCUUAUAUAUGAGCAGCCUUCAAGGGCUCUAACAUAUCCAGUGUACACAAUGCAGUGUUUUGUCAAAGUUACUGCGUAAGUAAAAUAUUGACAUGCAUUGAAGGCCAGGGCACAAGAUGUUUACCACACCGAUCGAUUGUCCUAAAAAGUAUUUGGAACGGCAAAGAUAUACAUCUUCCCAUAGCAGCACGCGAUCCUGGGAAAAUCAUGUGGCAAACACCAGGAAGCACGCGCCUCUAGGAUCGCGGGAUAGCGGAUAUGAAUCAUGCCUGGACUUGAAAAAGCAAUGUUCCUUUGCUCCUGUACCGCUGAAGGCAUCCUCCGACUGCAUUGAAAAUACAUUUUCGGCAUCGAAAAAGCCAAAUUCUUUCGAGGACCCUGAACAGCUUGGAUUUUGUUAUAAUAAUACAGCGAAAAGGAAAACAGAACUUCCGAAUUACGAAACAAACUUGACGGCUAGCGAGGCCGCAGAUCGGUUGCGAUUUAUGCGUCAUUAUAGUAGCCUCAGGUGGAAGCGUUAGCCGCGAACGACGAGAGGCACUUCUUGCAAUCGAAUUCGGGGUUAAAUAGAGACGCACACAUAUAUUUAAUACGCACGGUCGACUGUGUUGAGUUGUUGAAUUCCUAAUCCUUCAUAUUAGUUCAGCGGAUGAUAUAUUUUCUAGAAUGAAUUCAGCAGAUACUACAACCCCCAAUGAUCGUGUGCCAUUCGCUUUCUGUUUCAGCAGGUUGUACAAAGCAUUAUCCGAAACUAUUAAGUUCAAGUUGAAACUUCAAUAUAAAUAUUCUCACAGCCUUCUGAAAAAGCACAUAUAAGGAGAUUACAUAUGAUACUGG
This is a messenger RNA of Sphaeroforma arctica JP610, 923 nucleotides long. RefSeq lists its product as hypothetical. The coding region runs from base 203 to 607 and encodes 134 amino acids. The record is from RefSeq and is a predicted model, not a curated record. Lineage: Eukaryota; Ichthyosporea; Ichthyophonida. The transcript has a single exon.